Molecule: messenger RNA, 7552 nt
Organism: Podarcis raffonei (Aeolian wall lizard)
Lineage: Eukaryota; Metazoa; Chordata; Lepidosauria; Squamata; Lacertidae
Gene: ASXL3
Product: ASXL transcriptional regulator 3
Exons: 12
Coding region: 360-6995 (2211 amino acids)
Biological process (GO): positive regulation of transcription by RNA polymerase II; animal organ morphogenesis
Cellular component (GO): PR-DUB complex
Molecular function (GO): chromatin binding; DNA binding; peroxisome proliferator activated receptor binding
Source: RefSeq, a predicted model, not a curated record
UGUGCGCGUCUCGUGCGCUUUGCUCGCGAGCGCGGCGGCCUCGGCUGGGAUGUUUUGUGCAGUCGCCAUUCCCUGGCGUGACGUCAUAGUGCAUUGUUGUGACUUGCGUAGCGGAGCAUCCCUCAAGCUGUCAGCUGUGUCGCCGCCGCCGCCGCCGCUGCGGGAGCGCGAGCCCGAGCCUGCCCAGCCCCCCGCCCGCUCGCCGUCCCCGCGCCCCUCCCUCGGGGGUUCUCGGACUCCACGUCACCGCCUCGUUGUCUGUGCGGGACCCUCGGGCUCCCCCGCCCUCCCCCCGCCCCGUCCCCGCACGUUCCGUCCCGCCCCCGCCCCCCCUAGAACCAUCUCAAUGAGAUGCAAACAUGAAAGACAAGAGGAAGAAGAAGGACCGCACCUGGGCCGAGGCUGCCCGCCUGGCACUGGAAAAACAUCCCAACUCACCAAUGACUGCAAAGCAGAUAUUGGAAGUUAUUCAGAAAGAAGGGCUGAAAGAAACAAGUGGCACUUCUCCAUUAGCUUGUCUGAAUGCAAUGCUUCAUACUAACACUCGUGUAGGUGAUGGGACAUUCUUCAAAAUUCCUGGCAAGGCAGGACUCUACGCACUCAAAAAGGAAGACUCUACAUGCCAAGCAGAUGGGACAUUGGAUUUAAGUUGUGAAUCUGAGUUGGAUGGUACUGAAAUGGCUGAAACAAACAAUAGCAAUGGAGAAGAAAAUGGAGUUUGUACUAAGCAAGCACCUGAAGAAAUGUCUUCCGUUCGGGACUCAAGCCUUACGAAUGCACCAAUGCAAAGCAAGCUAGUGUCUUCCUUCCAACAGCACACCAAAAAGGCACUUAAACAGGCAUUGAGACAGCAGCAGAAAAGAAGAAAUGGAGUGUCAAUGAUGGUAAACAAGACUGUUCCUCGUGUUGUUUUGACACCAUUAAAGGUGUCUGAUGAGCAGUCUGAUUCACCCUCAGGAUCUGAAUCUAAAAAUGGUGAAGCAGACAGUUCUGAUAAAGAAAUGAAACAUGGGCAAAAAUCUCCAACUGGAAAACAAAUGAGCCAGCACUUAAAGAGAUUAAAAAAAUCUGGUUUAGGACACUUGAAAUGGACCAAAGCCGAGGAUAUUGACAUAGAAACUCCAGGAUCUAUACUUGUGAACACUAACCUGAGGGCUUUAAUAAACAAACACACAUUUCUUUCCUUACCUCAGCAUUUUCAACAAUACCUCUUGCUUUUGCUUCCAGAAGUAGAUAGACAGAUGGGAAGUGAUGGAGUUUUGCGCCUCAGUAGUUCCGCUCUAAAUAAUGAAUUCUUUGCAUAUGCAGCACAAGGGUGGAAACAACGAUUGGCAGAAGGAGAAUUUACUCCUGAAAUGCAGCUGCGCAUCAGACAGGAGAUUGAAAAGGAGAAGAAAACAGAGCACUGGAAAGAGAAGUUCUUUGAAAGAUUUUAUGGGGAAAAGCUGGGAAUGUCAAUAGAGGAAUCUGUGAAGCUCACAUCUGUACAAAGCAGUAAUGAAGAGCCUUCCCUCUGUGGGUCUUCAGAAUUGCCUGGUCCUUCAAGAGAGUCAGCGUUUGAUGAUCAUGAGGAGAAAAGCAACCAGCUGCCACUAUUGCCAGAAAGAGAUUUUUGCCAUUCCCUUUGCAACAUGGAACAUGUUCCCUCCAAGGAUCUAAUAGCUGAAGCAGAAGGCAUUUUGAUACCUGAAGAAUCUGUUAUUCAAGAGGAAAUUGCUGAGGAGGUUGAGACAAGUAUCUGCGAGUGUCAAGAGGAGAGCCAUAAAGCAGAACAUGUGAAUUCCGAGCAACUAGUCAGCCCAGUUGGUACAAAUGAAGAAACAGAAACUUUGCCACUUUCAGGGAACUCUGAUGUAGUAAGUACAUUGUGUCAAGUUGAAAUUAAGGUGGAGGAGAGAUUGGAACACCCCCAGGAAGAAAUGUCAGUCAUGACCGAUCAGCUGGAAAACAGUUUAUCACCUUCCCAGUCCGCUUCGUCUGCAAACUCUCUCAGUAAUAUGGAAGAAAAGGAUCUGGAAUGUGCAAAAGAGCUAAGUCCUCAUGGAAAAUAUUCCCCUGUCCUUAAUGGUUCCUUAUUCACUGGUGGAAGUGUUGCUGUACAUAUGGAGCUGCAAAGUGACCCUGAUGAACAGUCUUCUGAAAAUGCUUGUAUUUCUGAAAAUUCAUUUUCUUCUGAAAGUCCAGAGGAACCAUGUGUCAGUAUUGCAUCUCCUGGAGGUGACACACAGUCAACUUCAGAGGAACCUUGCACACCAGUAUCUCUUGAAACAGCAUGCUCAUCUGACAUUUCUUGCACUGAAAACACUGAAGCUGAUAGUCAACAAAAACCUAUUGAUGAUCAUCUAAAUACAUCUUUAAUAUCUGAAAUAUCUCCCAUGCCUGCCUCACCUGUAACCUCAGAAGCAUCUCUGAUGUCGAAUUUGCCUCUGACUUCAGAGCCAUCACCAGUUUCCAAUUUACCUUUACCAUCAGAAACCUCACCAAUGUCUGAUGUGCCCUUAACAUCUGAAACCUCCUCAGUGUCUUCUGUCCUUCUAGCUUCUGAAACUUCUCAUUCGAAUAGUCUGUUGUUACCUUUGGAAACAUCUCCGCUUUCAGAUUCGCCAAUGAGUGAAAGAUUUAGUCAGCAGAGAAAAUCACCAUGUUCAUCUGAAGAAUCCCUGUCACCACUGAAAGAAGAAGUGUCUACCAUUGCUAAUAAUUCUCAAGAAGAUGACUUUGCUUCACAGCAGAAACAGAUCCAAGGUGUACCUGAAGCCAUGAAAGCUGUCACACCUGAGGCUUCAACAGUGGAAGAGUCCCAGUCUAGAAACAUUACUAACCAACCAUGUAGAUCACAUACCGAAAUAGAAAAAUCUUUCAUUUCUUCUGUGGCAGAACACUCUUCUCCAGAAGUGAUAAAAAUUAGAAAUCAUGGUGCUCUACAAAGAACUGAAAAGAAAAGUACUGUCUCUCAGCUAGAAGUUUCUGUUCUAACAGAAACAGCAGGAUGCAAAAAUACUGAAUCUCUUCCAUCUAAAUCACAUGAUAAAAUAUAUACCUCAUCCUCAUCAGAAAAGUUGUUCUCGGAAGUGGGUAGAAGUAAGUCUCACAAACUUCAAGGGGCUGCACAGAGUCGGUUUGAAAGUUCUUAUUCAACAAAGUCAUCAGAGCCUACAAAGUCGCCUGAAGUAAGAGGUGAAAAUAGGGACCUGGAGAUUCCAAAGAGGAAGACUGCUGAACACCAUGGUUUUGGUAUCUGCAAAGAGAAGCGAGCGAGAAUUGAAGAUGACCAGGUACAUCGUAAUACAUCAGCAAGUUCAUCUGAGAGGGAAGCACCACCCAGAGAAGAGCCCAGAGUCCCACCUCUUAAGAUCCAGCUUUCCAAAAUAGGCCCCCCUUUUAUCAUCAAGAGCCAGCCUGCUUCCAAACCAGAACCAAGGGCUUCUACAAGUACAUCAGCCAGCAGUGGGAGGAACACAGGGGCUCGAACCCUUGCAGACAUCAAAGCAAGAGCCCAACAAGCUAGAGCUCAGAGGGAGGCAGCUGCUGCAGCAGCAGUUGCAGCAGCAGCAAGCAUUGUCUCUGGAGGUUUAGGGAGUCCCUGUGAAGGGGGAAAGACCAGGACAUUGGCCCACAUCAAGGAACAGACCAAGGCCAAACUGUUUGCAAAGCACCAAGCGAGAGCCCACUUGCUUCAGAACAACAAAGAAGCCAAAUCUCAGCAUGCCUCUAAGGAAGGUCCAGCGGCCCUGGAGAUCUCUGCUUCUUCUGAAACAAAGAUUGAAGGUUCUACUGGUGUAAUUAUAGUUAAUCCCAACUGCAGGUCUCCUAGCAACAAGUCUGUUCACCUUCGUGAAGCUACUGCUGUAUUGCAGCAGUCGCUUAACGCCCCUACUUUACCAGAAACUAGUACUGACAUCUCUGUUCACAAUUCUGAUGAAAAUAUAUCUGUUUCUCAUUUGUGUGAGAAAAUGCUUUCAUCUACCUCUACAGAAAGUAACAGUGUGUCAGUGCUAUAUAAUAAAAAUUCAGUUCCCAUGUCUGUGUGUAGCACUACUAUGUCGGGAGCAAUUAAGGAACUUCCCUUUGCAGGCUCUCUGGAUAAGUCCUCUGUUUCCAUGUCUGUUGAAAGCACGGAUGCAAAACCUUGCAAUGUCAACAUGCUGAAAUCCAUCCAGGGAGCUGACACUCCAUGCAUUGCCAUCAUGCCAAAAUGUGUUGAGAACCCCACUGCACCAACCACAGUAGACAGCACCAUCUUGUCCAGUUCCAUAGAUGAGAAACGGUUGCCAAGCAACAAUGCAAACAGUGCCAUUUCCAGCCAGUACACCAGUGUGCCAGCUUCCUCCAUUGCAAGUAAUUUGCCAAAUCACCUGGUUGGCAGCUCUGUUCUGAUUCCUCCUGUGGGAUCUACAAAUAGAUACUCUGAUAAGAUAGCCAUAACUGGAUGCGGUGACCCUACUUCUUUGUCAAAUAGUAGUUCCGUUAGGGCAGCUUUACAUUGCAGCGAGACACUUCCAGUAGUGGAUUCUGUUGGCAGGACUUCCAUUUCAGUGUUUGCCAGUAAUAUGAUGACAGUAACUUCUUACGAGAACUCCACCAAGAUGAGUGCUGAUGCUAUGGAGAGAAAGUCUGGAGUGAGAAGCCGAUUAGAUGUAUCUGGUAAAUCUUCAGUGGGUUAUGCACAGGCACCCAUGAAUAGAUCUAUACCUUGCAAAGUCAUUGUUGACCACACAACAACAACAAUGAACUCAAACUUGUCACUGGGUAUUUCUGUUGAAAACUCAGAAAACAGCACAGAUAUGCAGAGCAGGCCUCUUAGGACAGAAACUGCCUCACAAAAUAUAGCAUGUCCUCAAGUGUCUGUAAUAAGCAGGCCAGAGCUGCUUACUAAUGAAAAUCUGGAGCACAGCACUGGCUUCAACACUGUUACAGGAAAGCAAGAGGGCAAACGUUUGCAAGCACCAUGUACCAGUCUUCGAGAAGUGCCUCUCAUGCCUCAAGAUAAACGACUUGAAGCUGUUCCCCCCAGCCAAGGUUUUUCAGAACAGUUACGUGGCCCAUUGGCUUUCAAAAGUGAAUCAGACAAUGUCUGUGCCAACCCAUAUAACCCUACUAGGAGAAUCUGUUGGAAUGAUGAUGAGGCAAUGAGCACUGACCAGUCUCUGGUCAGUCAUCUUAAUCCAAAUAAGCAUAAAGAAUAUACCGAGCAAAACUGUUUAAAAAAUGUCAAAACGGAGCCUUUGGGUUUUGCACAUCUAAAUGAGAUGCAUUCGAGGAAUAUUGUGACAAGCAUCGCCAUGCCUGUUAAGUCGGAAGUGAAUGAAUCUGACAAAUGUUUUCGGAUGGACACGGAAGAUUUUGCAAGGCCCGAAAUGCCUCUCCAGGGUGCAGAAAUAGCCACAAGUGCACAGCCAACACAAAACUCCAAGACAUCUGUUACAGAUUCCAUGGAAAACUCUUUGUCCUUGACAACAGAAACACUAAAAAGAGUGACAAGUGCUGGAAGCUCUAGCUGCCGUUUGUCUUCAGUGGAAGCCAACAAUCCGCUGGUGACACAGUUAUUGCAAGGCAACCUGCCACUGGAGAAAGUGUUGCCACAGCCCAGGUUAGGAGCCAAGCUAGAAAUUAACAGGCUUCCCUUGCCUUUGCAAGCUACCUCAGUAUGCAAAUCGGUGACAUCUGAGAGGAAUGCAAUUGAAAACACUUCCAGUUCUCCAAAUACAGAUGGCAGAGGAUUUACAGCAGCCACCAUAGCCCCACUGCAAAUCAGGAAGCGUGAGAACCACCCCAAAAAGAGGAUGGCUAGAACAGCGGGGGAGGUUAAGUGUGAGCCUGGGAAGCCAUCAAUGGAUGCAGUGGGUCCCUGUAUCAUCAAUUCCAGCAUGAGCCAACUUGGGCACGGCCAACUGUUUAAACAAGAGUGGUCCGGCAAGCAUGCCAUUCAAAGCAGAAUUGCACAUAGCCCAGAGAUCAAGCAGCAGAAGAGGCCUCUGCCCUCGUGCAGUUUCCAGCAGAACCUAUUUAACAUUGACAAAAAUGGCAGCUUCCAUGCAGAAGCAGGUACCUCACACAGGCAGCAUUUCUACCAAAUGCCAAUGGCUGCAAGAGGCCCUGUUCCUACCACCGCUUUGAUGCAGGCGACACUGAAGGCCCCAUCUGGCUGCAGCGCCUUUGCAUUCAGCAGGCACCUAGAGCAGAAGGUUUUGGGAGAGGUCAACAUGUCUGCAGCACCUCACCAACUGAGGCUGGCGAGUGUUUUUUCCCCUAACGUUCAAAUUAAGGAAGGUGAUGACAUUUCUAGUGCCUCACAGACUCUGCAGAGCAAAACAUUAGUGCAUCCUCCUCCCCCUCUGCCCCCACCUCCUCCCCCUCCGCCACCCCCACCGCCCCCUCCUCUUCCCAGUGCAGAAGCUCCAUCUGAUCACAAACAACCGGCAGUUACCAUGGAAACCACUAAAAGACUUAGUUGGCCUCAGCCGGCAAGCAUCUGUAGCAAUAUAAAAUCUGAACCCGUUUCUUUUGAGGAAGGUUUAAGCAGCAGCUGUGAGCUGGGCAUGAAACAAGCAUCUUAUGAUCAGAGCGAAGUAAAAGAACAGUUGAAAGCCUUUGCGUUGAAAAAUGCCGACUUCCCUUCCUAUUUACUUUCUGAGCCGCAGAAGCCUUUUGCCCAAUUAACUGCUCAGAAAAUACAGACUCAGAAGCAGCAGCAGCUCUGCGGAAAUUACCCUACGAUACACUUUGGUAGCACAAGCUUCAAAAGGGCAGCAUCUGCAAUUGAAAAAUCUAUCGGAAUUUUAGGAAGUAGUUCAAAUACAGCCCCAAGCCUAUCUAUUCAGAACACUCAGAUUCCGGUUCAGAAAUUUGCUGACAGCAGCAGUGCAGAUGAGCUGGAACUGAAAUGCUCUUGCAGGCUGAAAGCCAUGAUAGUGUGCAAAGGCUGUGGAGCCUUCUGCCAUGAUGACUGCAUAGGUCCUUCAAAAUUGUGUGUAGCCUGUUUAGUGGUUCGGUAGGAUCCAAAGUAGAGAUGCAGUAUCCCUGGUUAGCAGUGGGGAAGGCAAAGGCAAGAAAAGGAGGAACUGGAAUAUUUUAGGCCAUUUUGUAUCUGGAUACAAAAUGUUUCUGGGGAAGCUUUGUUGAGAAAUGAGUUGUACCUGCUUGCAUGGCUCAUCCUAGUGAGAAUGACCCCUUGGAGUAACGUGCACAAAAAAAGUUAAAACAUACCACACUUUCGUUAAAGUACUUUGAUAAAGUAAAGCAAAAAAAAUUAUGCAUUUUCAUUUCUAUUUAUGUGCACAAAGUGCUGAACAUUAUUUUUCCCAUGUAUAAAUGUAACAUAUUCUUUCAGUAAAAGAAUUACGAGAUCCAUAAUUCUCCAAAUUUCUGCGCAUGGAACAGUGUAAGAAUACAGGAGAACACUAAUCGACGAAGAAGAGACAACGAGCAGGAGGAAUAAUAUUCUGCUAUCACUAGCAGGCCAUUAUAGCUACUGCAACUUGGCAGUUUUUGUAACAAUUACAUUCCUGAAGCCACAGUUGCCAACCAUGGUUGACUUAAUACGCAGCAAAAA